This is a messenger RNA of Botrytis porri, 372 nucleotides long. RefSeq lists its product as uncharacterized. NCBI's taxonomy places the organism in Eukaryota, Fungi, Ascomycota, Leotiomycetes, Helotiales, Sclerotiniaceae. The transcript has 2 exons. The record is from RefSeq and is a predicted model, not a curated record. The coding region runs from base 1 to 372 and encodes 123 amino acids.
AUGGCUAGCAGAACAGUGCAUGUGCGGAUGUGGAUAUAUGGAGUGGAGACGAGAAAAGAAGGACUUUCUGGAAAAAUGGGAGAGGGGUUGGAGAUAGGAGAGAAGGGGGAGGGAAAAUGCGCGAGAAGAUGUGAGAAGAUAUGCGAAAAGAUGGGUGAGAAGAUAGACUACAUUGCCCUAGGCAGAACACAGCGGACGGCGUUAAACAACCUGAAGGCAGAAAAAAGUCCCACGCAUGAAGGAAGACAAGCAGACCAGGAUAACUGUCUGAGAGGGAGCGUACAGUGGGAAUAUAUUUGGGAUCCCUGGUUGGGAAAGGAGGCCUUUUCGGGCUCCUCGUUAAGAGUUGACGAUUUCUGGCGAGAUGGGUGA